AUGAUCAAUACGACCCCAUGCGGGCUAUUCAAAGCCUAUUUCCUCUCCAUCUCCAAGAGAUCGCUGGUGUUGAGCAUUGUGUUUUCUGCAAUUUUGACCUUGUGCUUCAUCAGCUCCUCUCAAGAUGCCCUCUUUAGUAGACAGGAUGAUUCCUACAUGUAUGCUCGCAAUGAUACGCAUUUACUGUCUAGUAAAAACAACUUUGAUUGCCUCCCUUGCGAAUCACCUCCCGUAACAGACUGGAAACAUCGAACCUACAGUUUCAAGCAGCUGUUUGAAGCUUGUUUGGACAGGGGAAAGUCAGCAGAGUACUACAUCUCGAUCGUGCUUGUGGCGAGAAACGACAAUUAUGGCGAUGAUCAAUUAGAUAGAUUGCAAAACAUGCUGGACAGCACAUUUCUGAUGGCGCAAGGCACAAAGACUCGUAUGGAAGUACUGAUCAUUGAAUGGAAUCCAGUGGAGGGCAAGAGAAGCAUUGCAGACACCUACCGAUUUCGUCGAUCCAAACAUCUCACUUGGCGCAUCAUUACUGUACCUCCCAAGAUACACGACACUUUCCAAUAUCCACAUCCCAAGGCAUUGUACGAAUUUGAAGGUAAAAAUCUGGGUAUUCGGUAUGCUCGUGGCGAGUACGUUGUGUGUGUCAACCAGGACGACAUUUGGUCGCAAAACAUGUACAAUGCCAUCAAAUCAAAGGCUUGGAGGAAAAAAAACAUUUAUACACAGCGUCAAGAGAGACAUGCUCCCAACCAAGGCUCUAACCUGGAUGAUCCAGCCCUCGUGCGACUCUCUCCAUUUGCAACAGAUCAUGAAAUCCAAUCUAGCUGCAACUUCACGACUGGCUCACAGGAGCCUCAUCCAAUGCAAACGGCAUCGCUGUCAACUGAAAACUACUUGCAAAUAGGCCAUGAAGCCAGUGGUUUCACACUUGCUCACCGUGAUGUAUGGGCAGCUGUCGGUGGCUAUCGAGAAACAGGGGCCACUCUAUGGAUGGAUGUAGAGUUCUUGGCUACUGCACAUGCUAUGGGGUAUCCUAUUAUCUAUUCAGAAACACCGUUCAACUGUCAUCAAGCGCAUGUUAGAGUGGAACAUGAGGGUGCAAGCAAUGAUAGCAAGGGCGUGCAAGUGGAUCAGAUCGUUGAAAAGAAGAUAUCCCACUCAAACACCCGUCUGGGCAGGCAUUGGGGAUUAUCGCAUAUUCAAAAUUUGUAUGAGCAGGGUCUGCAAUGCCAAGUAUUCAGAGGAGGGUUAGGCGUGUAG
Mucor velutinosus is the source of this 1260-nucleotide messenger RNA. RefSeq lists its product as uncharacterized. The transcript is spliced from 2 exons. Lineage: Eukaryota; Fungi; Mucoromycota; Mucoromycetes; Mucorales; Mucoraceae. The record is from RefSeq and is a predicted model, not a curated record. Bases 1 to 1260 code for a protein of 419 amino acids.